AUGGCUGCAUUUCAAGACAUAUUAAAAGAAGUGUACUUUCGUGUAUUCCCCUCCGAAGCAGGCAAAGGGCAACUUGGUUCCAUUGAAUUUAAUAUUUGGUUGUCACAAAUAUCGGGUGUACCGUUAUCGCCAUGGUUUGUGCCGCUACACCGAACACGGCUUGUGAAUGGAUUAUUGCUGGCCUACGAGUAUAUCAGUUCUUUGUUAUUUUUUCCAGAUCCCGAUAUGGCUGGUCAAAUAUUUCCAUAUCGUGUUACAAUGCCCGCUUGGUUGCCCUUCUUCUUGCAGGUGGUCUAUAUAGGUGUCACUGACUUCAUGUUCGCCGUUCAAAUUGUCACGGUUGAUUACUUAAAUAUAAGCAUGAUGAAUUUACUACGUUGCCAUUUGAAUAUCAUCAAAUCCACUUUUGAUGAUCUUAUUUUGGAUGAAUGCCACAUGAGAAGAGAUAUGAGGCGUAUACGUGAUCCCAAUGCACGAAUGACUGACAUUGUGGAGCAUCAUUGCAUACUAAAGUCCGUGCGUGAUGACGUUGAACAUAUCUUUCGCCUUUCCAUAUUGCUGCAAUUCUUCACCUCUUUGGUUAUAUCUGCGGUGACGGGCUUUCAGGCGACUAUGAACUCCAGUAACUCAAACAGCGAGAUGAUAAUAUAUUUUUAUUGCUUUUGCAUUUUUACUCAGCUGUUCGGCUAUUGUUGGUUCGGCAAUGAGGUCAAUGAACAGAAUAAAACUCUCGCAACUCAUGGUUAUGGAUCGUCUUGGUAUCACUUUGAUCAACGAUUUCGAAAGUCACUCGCAAUUUUCCAGCUUAACGCGCAACAACCGUUUAAUUUUACUGGCGGUGGUUUCGUUGACUUGUCAUUGCCUAGUUUUACGAACGUACUGAGCAAGGCCUACAGCUUCAUCGCUGUACUGCGUCAAAUGUACGAACGCUGA
Messenger RNA from Bactrocera latifrons, 933 nucleotides. Its product is annotated as odorant receptor 49b-like. Bases 1 to 933 code for a protein of 310 amino acids. Lineage: Eukaryota; Metazoa; Arthropoda; Insecta; Diptera; Tephritidae. Gene Ontology annotation, biological process: detection of chemical stimulus involved in sensory perception of smell; sensory perception of smell. Gene Ontology annotation, molecular function: olfactory receptor activity; odorant binding. The transcript has 4 exons. The record is from RefSeq and is a predicted model, not a curated record. Gene Ontology annotation, cellular component: plasma membrane.